AUGGCCCGCAGUACAAGUCAGAAUUCAUUACUAUGUUUUUUUUGUGUGAGUAGUCUGUUUAUUGGUUGCACUCGUGGUGGCUCGUCCGCAUUUUCAACCAUUCGGUCGAAAUUUACAACCAUUCAAUUAUGUGUUGACCAGCUUACUGCCCCGGGAGAUGAAUGCGUUAUUCCUGGAGGGCGUUACCUAGAACGCGUGACUGUCACGAAUAAACAUGGUACCCCUGAAAAACCAAUCAUCAUACGGGGAAUCCUUGACGAAUAUCCGAUCAUUGAUGGUACUGUCCAACUAAAGCCAAAGGAAGGAUGGGUGAAAGAUGACAGUGGCGCUUUUAAGGCUGUCAUAGACCAUGACAUUUGGCAGUUAUUUAUCGACGGCGAGAUGAUGACAAAUGCACGCUGGCCAAACGCACUGUGGUCCAACAAGACAGUAUUCAACGCCAGUUACUGGGCGAAGUCGUCCACCUUGUCCACACGAGGUGUUAUGGUCGAUGAUGGCUCAAAGGACUUGGCUGGAAGCGGUCUGAACGCAACGGGUGCCAUGGCAGUUCUUAACAUCGGAAGUUUUAAUACCUUCACAGCCAUAGUGCAAAGCCACAAGCCCGGGAAUGCAUCAUUCACGUACAAGGACACAUUCGGUCGCAUAAAGUUCGUUCCUGGAGCCAACCAAUACUUCCUUGAAGACAAGCUGGAAUUUCUUGAUCAACCCGAGGAGUGGUUUUACGACAAAGCUACUAGAACACUAUUUGUAAUGACGGCAGAUGGCAAAUCCCCAGAGGGACGUGACGUCAGAGGGAAGGUUAUGACGUACGCAUUUAACAUAACCAACUGUAGUCACGUGGUUUUUAAAAAGCUGAAGUUCUUUGGGACAGCGCUACGGGCUUCCACAAUGGAUGAAAAGAAUGCAGUGAAUAAUUUGACUUUCCACUCGAUCAUCUUCAGUUACCCGUCGUAUACACGACGAAUGCUUGGCGACACUGCUCCUGCUGAAUGGACUAAAAUGAACGCGAACACGAAGAAAGUUACCUUCAAUACGUUAACGGUUUUCAACAACACUUUCUAUGGUACCGAUGGCGCCGCCUUAGAGUUCAGCGGUUUGAAUGUGACUCUGGAAAACAACUUGUUCGAAUACAACGACUGGACUGCAGCAAACACGGUUUACAAGAGUGGAGGGCUAGGCACGAUUAUUUCUAGAGGUAUUGGCGACAUUUUUGUGAGAAACACCUUGCGGUACAACGGAGCCAGCAGUGGCAUAAGACCUGGUUUGCGGCCUACAGUGCGGCUUAACCAUUUGCAUCAUCAAUGCUGGGGUGCUAUACAGGUAACUACUUCUCUUUUCCUUGCCAGACGUAUUUCAAUUGGUACAUUAUCAUGGGGAACGAAAUCACUGUCUCCAUCAUGGUUUCCCAGAAGUGACAGCGCUCGCCCACUACCGCCAUAGGAAGGGUUGCAUUUUUGAACCUGGCGUCACCUGUGGUUUGAGUUUGACGCCAUAAUAAUGGAGCUUUGAUUGGUGCAAGUCCUUAAGACAUUUGAUUCCGAUGAAUGCAGUCUAAUAGAUAUAAAAAAGGAUAAAUUUCAUUCAAAUUCUAGGCAGCUUGACGCUCUACUUUUGAUAAGUGCAGUACGUUGCAUUUUCACGGUAUUUGAACCUUAGGCAGGAUCUGCGAUCACAUAUUGUCGCUGUUAUGAUUUAGAAACAUAUGCCCCCACCCAUAAUAUUCUGCAGUCUUGAAGCUCUUUAGUCUUUUAUUUGACAUACGGUAGGGUUGGAUGAAUUUCUUGUCUACGUUACCUUUCGGUGCUCAUUCACUUUGUUUUUUGAUAACCUUUCAGCAUGACGGCAGUCACGUUCAAGUACAAAUCAAAUCGCAAACUCAUGCAAUUCUCCAGCAAAAUUGGGCGCAUUCUAGUCCUAAGUAUGGGGUGAGAUUUGACGGACAACCACCUCUGCCGGUUGGACGUAAUGGAACAAUGCAUAGUAACGUGGUGUGGAAAUGUAAUGGCAUGAUGGUAAAAGGAGACAAUCACACAGUGCAACACAACCUGGUGUUUGAUAAAAGAAAUGAGAGAGACGGUGACCACCAAGGUGAUAAAUGUUCCUUGUGUGUUUUACGUUAUGUUCGCGAAAACCCUGUUCCGAUCAACAACGGAACUGUAGUUUUAUUCAACGGAGCUGAUAAGGCAAACGGUGGCAAACACGGGGGAGAGUUGUAUCCUUUGGCCGGGAGUGUUGUGAAGUUCAACGUUAUUGGAAAUGUUACAGAUCAGUUGGUCGAUCCAGAUAACUUCGAUUUUCGACCUCUUUCCAAUUCCACUUAUAUACAGCACAACGUUGGACCCUACAGCUAUGACCCCGCGUUCACGCACUACUGGAUACCGGGACGGCAGUUGUAUAAGGCAAGCACGCCUGUCCCCGCUGACAAUAGUGUAAAGAUAAGCCCAGAUCGAAGGGACACUCUUAUGUGGCUGAAUGGAUACGGAGCGUCUGUCCAUCAUGUUUAUUUGGGAACUGAUAAGGAGAGGGUUAGCAGCGCCUCGCGCUACUCCUCUGAGUACCUUGGAUCGGUCGUCGAUGGUGGGAAUGUCCUACACCUGAAGACCACUCUGGAGCCUCAGACCAAGUACUUCUGGCGCGUGGAUUCUGAAUUAAAGUCGACUUUGGUAUAUCGAGGUGACGUGUGGUCUUUCAAAACAAGUGGAAGUAGCUUUUAG
Pocillopora meandrina is the source of this 2714-nucleotide messenger RNA. NCBI's taxonomy places the organism in Eukaryota, Metazoa, Cnidaria, Anthozoa, Scleractinia, Pocilloporidae. The record is from the annotation of a GenBank genome assembly.